AUGGAGGAAGGUCCAAGACUCCUCUCCCUCCCUCCCUCCUCAACCCAUUUCUUCCUCUUCUCCCUCAUCCUCUUCUUCUCCUUCUCCGCGGCCGACGAUGCCGCGGUCAUGGCCAAGCUCGCCACAGCUUUCUCUCCCACCCCGCGCGGCUGGUCCGGUUCCAACUUCUGCAAAUGGUCCAGCGUGAACUGCGACUCCACCGGCCGAGUUUCCACCAUUAGCCUCGCCUCCAGGUCCCUCUCUGGCGAAUUGCCGUCGGAAAUCAACCAGCUUUCCGGCCUUAAGUCCUUGUCCCUCCAGCGGAACAAACUCUCGGGUCCACUGCCUUCCUUCGCAAACCUCACGAACCUUCAAGAGAUCUUCCUCGACGGUAAUGGCUUCUCCUCCGUUCCCCCGUCGUUCCUCGCCGGCCUCACCAGCCUACAGACCUUCAGCAUCAGCGAAAACCCCAGUUUGGCGCCGUGGACAAUCCCAAACGCGCUUGCAGACUCCUCGAGUCUCGUGGGCUUCUAUGCUAGCAAAGCCAACGUGUUUGGCACAGUGCCUGACAUAUUCAAUUCUCUCCCUAAUUUUCAAUCGCUGAAGUUGUCUUACAAUAACCUCACUGGGCCUUUGCCGGCUUCAUUUGCUGGUUCUGCGAUUCAAAACCUCUGGCUUAACAAUCAGGCAAUGGGGCUUUCAGGAAGGCUUGAUGCACUGGGCGCAAUGUCACAGUUAUCUCAGGUUUGGCUGCAUGCGAAUGCCUUUUCAGGUCCAAUCCCUGAUCUUUCGAAGAGCACUUCGCUUUUUGAUUUUCAGCUUCGCGACAAUCACAUUACGGGUAUUGUUCCGCCUUCUCUGACUACCCUUCCCAAGCUUGUUAAUGUUUCACUGCAGAACAAUAACUUGCAGGGGCCAUAUCCUGAAUUUGGGAAGAAUGCUUUUGUGAGCCUUGGUUCAACCAAUAGCUUCUGUAAUUCGGAACCAGGCCCUUGUGACCCGCAGGUGACAUCAUUGCUUGCAGUUGCCGGAGCCUUGGGCUAUCCUAUGACACUGGCUGAAUCUUGGCAAGGCAAUAACGCUUGCCAAAAAUGGUCCUUUAUUACUUGCGAUUCGGCCGGCAAGAGUGUGACUGCAAUCAAUUUCGGGAAGCAGCACUGGACUGGGACUAUAUCCCCUGCCGUUGCCAACCUCACCUCAUUGAAGAGCUUGGUUUUGAAUGACAAUAAUCUUGGUGGUUCGAUACCGGAGAGCUUGACAGGGCUGUCACAGCUCCAGAUUUUGGAUGUAUCCAAUAACAACUUAACAGGAAAAAUCCCAAGGUUUCCUGCAAGUGUAACGGUGAAAACAGCGGGUAAUCGGCUUCUUGGAACCAACUCAUCUUCGGCUGGAGGAGAAGGAAGUGCUGCUUCUGGUCCGAAUGUGACUAGCACUCAAGGACCUACAUCCUUUUCUAUUUCAAAGUCUUUUGCUGUCAUCAUGAGUUCUGUGGCUGUUAUUGUUAGUCUGUUAAUUUGCUACUGCUGCUUGAAAAAGAGGAAAAAGUUUGCAUAUAUUCCAAGCCCCCAAACAGAUAAAGAAAAGAUGAUGAAAGAGGCAGUGAGUAAUAGGUAUGGUCAUGGUGGGCUUUCUAGUGAACUGUCAAGUCACGGAGAUGCUGAUAAUGGCGACGUUCGUGUUUAUGAUGGCGGUAGCGUGACAUUUCCAAUAGAGGUCCUUCGAGAAGUGACGAACAAUUUCAGUAAAGAUAAUGUUUUAGGCAAGGGAGGAUUUGGAGUUGUUUAUAAGGCAGAACUCCAUGAUGGGACAAAAAUUGCAGUGAAGAGAAUGGAAUCCUCAGUCGUGAGCUCAAAGGGGAAGAGUGAGUUUGAGGCAGAAAUUGGUGUCCUUACAAAGGUUAGGCACAGGCAUUUAGUUGCUCUUCUUGGUUUUUGUGUCAACGGGAAUGAGAGACUCUUGGUUUAUGAAUAUAUGCCACAAGGUACAUUGGGGCAACAUUUGUUCAAAUGCAGCAUGAGUGGAUUUUCUCCCCUCAGUUGGAAGCAGAGGGUCACAAUCGCACUGGAUGUUGCCAGGGGAGUGGAAUAUUUGCACAGUUUAGCACAGCAGAGUUUCAUUCACAGAGAUCUGAAGCCUUCCAAUGUACUUCUAGGAGAUGAUAUGAGAGCGAAAGUUUCAGAUUUUGGACUAGUUAAGAAUGCACCUGAUGGAAACCACUCAGUGGAGACACGUCUAGCUGGAACAUUUGGGUAUCUUGCACCAGAAUAUGCCUCUACUGGAAGAGUGACCACAAAAGUUGACGUUUUUGCGUUCGGGGUCAUUUUAAUGGAGUUAAUCACGGGCCAAAUGGCACUUGAUGAGGACAUGCCAGAGGGGAAAUCUCAUUUGGUGACCUGGUUCAGAAAAGCUCUAUCUAAUAAAGAAAAUAUCAGAAACUCUCUAGACCAGUCCCUUGAUCCUGAUGAAGAGACCUUCAAAAGCAUAUGUAAAGUAGCUCAAUUAGCAGGACACUGCACAGCCCGCGAGCCAUUUCAGAGGCCAGACAUGGGUCAUGUGGUUACUGUCCUAGCACCACUUGUUGACCUGUGGAAGCCCAUGUGCGAUGAAAAUGAAGACAGUUUCAGCAUUGACCUCCACAUGAGCCUCCCUGAUGCCCUGCAGAGAUGGCAAGCUGGUGAUGGCACUACUACAAUGGCAGACGAACUCUCGUUUGCGGAA
Messenger RNA from Malania oleifera, 2697 nucleotides. RefSeq names its product receptor-like kinase TMK4. Gene Ontology annotation, molecular function: protein binding; protein kinase activity; ATP binding. Lineage: Eukaryota; Viridiplantae; Streptophyta; Magnoliopsida; Santalales; Ximeniaceae. The record is from RefSeq and is a predicted model, not a curated record. The annotation marks the transcript as partial. The transcript is spliced from 3 exons. Gene Ontology annotation, biological process: protein phosphorylation.